This is a messenger RNA of Physeter macrocephalus (sperm whale), 3338 nucleotides long. It is a transcript of the gene ESRRB, whose product is annotated as estrogen related receptor beta. The transcript has 2 exons. Gene Ontology annotation, biological process: nuclear receptor-mediated steroid hormone signaling pathway; regulation of transcription by RNA polymerase II. Bases 122 to 820 code for a protein of 232 amino acids. Gene Ontology annotation, cellular component: nucleus; chromatin. The record is from RefSeq and is a predicted model, not a curated record. Gene Ontology annotation, molecular function: estrogen response element binding; zinc ion binding; nuclear receptor activity. Lineage: Eukaryota; Metazoa; Chordata; Mammalia; Artiodactyla; Physeteridae.
ACACCCCCUCCUCAUCAAAGAAGCUGAUAAAUUACGGACAAUAACAACAAAAACAUUCCUUCUCUGCCGCCACUGCCCCUAAGUUCAAGUGGAUGGUGCUGCCUACAGGCUGCUGAACAGAAUGUCCGCAGACGACCGGCACCUGGUCUCCAGCUGCGGCUCCUUCAUCAAGACCGAGCCGUCCAGCCCGUCCUCGGGCAUCGAUGCCCUCAGCCACCACAGCCCCAGCGGCUCGUCCGACGCCAGCGGCGGCUUCGGCCUGGCCCUGGGCGCCCACGCCAACGGUCUGGACUCGCCGCCCAUGUUCGCGGGCGCCGGGCUGGGAGGCACCCCCUGCCGCAAGGGCUACGAGGACUGUGCCAGCGGCAUCAUGGAGGACUCGGCCAUCAAGUGCGAGUACAUGCUCAACGCCAUCCCCAAGCGCCUGUGCCUCGUGUGCGGGGACAUCGCCUCCGGCUACCACUACGGCGUGGCCUCCUGCGAGGCCUGCAAGGCUUUCUUCAAGAGGACCAUCCAAGGUGCGUGGCAGCAGGGUGGGCCCAGGCGGGGUGCGGGCCCUGCAGGGAAACGGGUGAUUCUCGCGAGCUGCCAGCUUGGGUCUGGGAGCCACUGGAGCCGAGGUUCUGGAGGCUCCCUUCUCUGUCUCCCAGGUUUUCUCAUUUUGGGAUUCUGGACAAGGGUUCUAAGUCCCAGGCUUUUGUUGAAAUGGCAUGCACCCCCAUACAGCGCCCCAGAAGGCCCAAAGAAAAUCCACACAAAUGCCUUAGCACAGGUGUCUCUCUCACUAGGAUGGGGAACGCUGUCAGAUGUGUGUCCCUAAAAAGCUGAUUUUUUGGAGAAAAAGCCCUCUAUGCCCUGCAACUCCAGACCUCUUGAAAUGUAAUGGGUCUCUCCUUUUGUUUUUAUCUUUUUUAAUUGCACAAGUGGAAUGUGACUAUUUUCUUCAUCGUGAAACAGUCAGGGCCACAGAGCAAGGGAAAUCUCCCCCUGACUACUCAUCCUGUCCCAUCCCCGUGGGGCCGCUCUUUGAGGGCAUGUGCAUAUGAGCUGAGUCAUGUUCCAAUGGCCAUGAGGUGGUUGUCUCUCUCAGGGGGUACUCAGUCUGAUGAAGUCAGUCCUGUGCAAAUUGGGGAUAACAGUGGGUCCGCCCUCACAGGGCUGUUAUGAAGGUCAUGGCACAGGGCCCAGCGCAGAGGAAUGGCUGGGCAUGCUAGCCAAGAUUCUUUCUACAGUAGGUCAUGGGUGGAGCUCUUGCUUCAUGCGUUCCCUACCAUCGAGUAUCUGUGAGCUCCUACUAAGUGCCAGCCUGAUGCUAGGAUAGACCAAAAGCCCUGCUUGUGGAGGUCACUGAGAUGAGCAGAUGCCGACCCCUGGGGACAGAAGCUACAAACCAGACUGGAGAAAACCCAGGGGUGCCAAUCCUGUCCCUGUCCUGCCUGGCGGUUCGAGGGUGUCCUCCCUUCCGCCACUCCCCUAUUUCACUUUUGGAAGAGGCAGGCUGAGCUUCCCGGGGAUGAUUCUUGGCCUGUUCAUUCAACGAAUAUUUGUUUAAAUUUCUUGUGACGAGUUAUUUAUUAAACUAACUGAGGGCACUAGGAUUGGCUAUGUUUCCAGUUCUCUGUAUUAGUUGAGAUGGUAUGGUGUCCUGGCCAACCGCCAGGCAGGCUCCUGGGUCACACAGCUCCAUCCCUUACCUUACAGCUCAGUGCCUUUGGGGCCCGCCUCAGUUUCUCUCUCUGCUUCAGUUUGCUCUUGGGCGAGGUGCGAUGAUGUCAUGCCUACCUCGCAUAGAGCUGUUAAAACUGGUUUAAGUGCAGUAAUAGCUAUAAAGCACUCAUACUAUUGCCUGGCACUUAGUAAGCGCUAAAUAAAUGUUUGCAAUUAUUAUUUUCACUUUCACAAUAUCACUUAGGACAUAUUAUUAAGACAACAGACAAAAUUUGUUUUAUCUUCCAGAGCAGGCCUUUGUAAUUAACAUACAUUUAAAUGAAACAGUACAAUCACUAUUUUGACUUAACAGGAUUUAAACUAUUUUACCUAUUUUAGCUCUAGAUAAAUUUAUUCAUUAAUUGAACCCUUUAAAAAAAUAUAAACAUGGUAAAAAUUCAAACAGUACAAAGGAAUAAGACAGUAAAAAGUAAGUUUUCCUGAAACCCUAGGCCCCAGUUCCCUACACCUUUCCCCAAAGGAGUCAUGAUACCAACUUCUCUCAGCAAAUAUCGAUUGAGCACUUUUGUAUCAGGCACCGUGCUAGCCUUCAGCACAGUGAAUGGAUGCAUCCUGGUCCCUGCCAGCUUCACAUUCCCCAGUCUGGGAGGAGGCCCUGGAAUCUCUAAAUGUCAAAAGCACUGCAUUAAUUCUCAGUAUCCUGCCUCAAUCAGGGUUGAAAACCUCCAGUCCAAUGUCCAAUCAGUAUCAUUGGAUAUUUGACAAAUAAACAUGAGAUGUUUAAACCAAUUUAAGCUACUGAAAUAACAGUGUUUUUCUUUCCAAAUUGGGAAGUAAUCUUGGUAAGAUUGCCACUAUUUUAGACUCUUGGAGGGCGGUUUUUGAAAAAUUGCUUUUUAAGAGACAGUUACAUUUUCUUCUGUCCAUAUUCUUAAAUGUGCUGGAGAGUUCUGGAUUAAAUUUUCUGAAAGCAGAGCCUGGUGUAGACUCAGAAACCUUACUACACCCUCAACAGCAGCCUGGGUGCUGACAACAUCCUCUGCAAGUCAAGAGCCCACAGGAAGGGACUUCCCUGGUGGCACAGUAGUUACGAAUCCACCUGCCAAUGCAGGGGACACGGGUUUGAGCCCUGGUCCGGGAAGAUCCCACAUGCCGUGGAGCAACUAAGCCCGUGCGCCACAGCUACUGAGCCAGCACUCUAGAGCCUGCGAGCCACAACUACUGAGCCCACGUGCCACAACUACUGAAGCCCGCGUGCCUAGAGCCCGUGCUCCGCAACGAGAGAAGCCACCGCAAGGAGACGCCCGGGCACUGCAGCAAAGAUCCAAUACAGCCAAAAAAAAUUUUUUAAUACAUAAAGAGCCCAGAGGAAGGAUUUGUAAAUAGUCUUAGUUAUUUACUACCACGUAAAGGAUAAAGAUCUCUUCCUAGAAGUCCAAAGACAAACAGCAGCCUUUAUUGCGAUCAGAACUGAACUACUCUGUCUCUUUUCUUUGUCACAAGAAGAGUUAACUCAUUUCCAACCAGAAAGGUUUCUAUCUGAAACAGGGACAAGUGAACUCUAAGGCUGAUGGAUUGCUCUGGUUAUUUUAUCAAUUCUUUGGUUUUGUUCUAACAAAGAUUUUGAUUUUGUUGUUUCUGAGCAUAAUAGUUGUAGGAAAUUUGGAAAA